Drosophila biarmipes is the source of this 429-nucleotide messenger RNA. RefSeq lists its product as uncharacterized. The record is from RefSeq and is a predicted model, not a curated record. NCBI's taxonomy places the organism in Eukaryota, Metazoa, Arthropoda, Insecta, Diptera, Drosophilidae. Gene Ontology annotation, cellular component: extracellular region. The annotation marks the transcript as partial. Gene Ontology annotation, molecular function: chitin binding. The transcript has a single exon.
CCCGUGAGGAUCCUGGAUGCAGCUUUAGUCCUUCUGUUCCUGGCCCUCUUCGUGGCCAUCAAUGCGGAGUUUGUCUGCAAUCCUGACGGCGAUGGCGAGCCCGACUGCUUGGGACGCUCUGGACAGGUGUCCCGCGACUUCUGGGAUCCAACCCACUACUGGAACUGCAGCGACUCCGGCAAGGCCCUUCUUACAGCGUGCCCGGACCAGACGGGAUUCGACCCCAAGACAGGAACCUGCGUGGAGUGGAGCGUUUGGCAGUGGUAUCCACCAUGUCCCACCGACUCCGAGUCCACCUGAGCAACACGUUUUGAUGCAGCAAGCUUGGGUUUCUACUUUACAUCGAUCGCAUUGGGAUUGGACUUUCCUAUGAGUGUUACCUUUCAUAAGUAGAGAAACAAGUUCGUCACAAUUAUAUGUUUUAACUAA